UUUUUGUUUCGCUUAUUAUUUCUCUUUAACAGACGGGACUGGCUCCUCUACUGUUUCACCACGGCAUAUGCACAACUACCCCUUUUCUCUCCAUCUGUUACCUUCUUUCUUUCUGCUGCUCAUGCGUCAAAUAGCAUUCACUUUCCUUUGUAUUCUGUGUUCUUGAUUUCGAAAAAUUCUCUAGCUCUGUUGCCCUUCUCAUCUAUCCUUGAAUUUCGUUGCACUUUCUUUUUUCUCCCCUUUUCUGCUUACAAUUUGUUGUAUUCACUGUUCUUGCUGCUUGCAUCUGUUGUUACCCACCACAAAAAAAGGAAAGAAACAAAAUAGGAAAUGGCCCUGGAUACCAUUCUUGCUAUUGUUCCGAUGAUUGUCGAGUACACUUUCGUCCCCGUCAAGCGACACCUCAGUUACGCUUUCAACUGCCGAAGCAAGGUUGAAAAACUGAAGAAUCAGGUUGAGAACCUAAAAAAUCAGAGAGAUGGUUUGAAGCCGCAUGUUGAUGAAGCUACGAGGCGAGGAGAUGAGAUCUAUGCUAAUGUUCGAAACUGGCUGACCAGUGUGGACGAAGCUAUUGGGGAGGCUGAUGAUCUCGUCGUCGAUGAAGAACAAGCAAGGGAAAGGUGUUUCUUGGGAUUGAUUCCCAAUUUGAAGAAGCGUUACAAGCUGAGCAAGAAAGUAGAGAAGAAAGCUCAAACAGUUGCUGAGCUUCGGGAGAAAUGCAAAUUUGAUCUCGAUCGAAUUGCCUGCCGCCCUUCUCUUUGGCAAAUAGUGCCUCCAUCUGUCUAUAAUAAUGAAGUGUUGCAUUCAAGAAUUUCUAUCUUGGAGAAAGUUAUGAAUGCGCUGAGGGAUCCUGCAUUUAACAUGAUAGGAGUGUAUGGUCUGGGUGGUGUCGGAAAAACCACUCUAGCAAAAGAAGUCCGAAGGAAAGCAAUAGAAGACAAGUUAUUCGAUGUUGUACUUAUGGUUACUGUGUCUGAAACACCGGAGCUUCGAAAAAUUCAAGGGACGAUCGCAGAUAUGCUGGGCCUAGAAUUAAAAGAGGAGACUGAAGAAGGGAGAGCAUGUCGAUUGCGUCAACGAUUACUGAAGGAGAAGAAGAUCCUCGUGAUUUUGGAUGAUAUUUGGGAACAACUCGAACCGGAGAAACUAGGAAUACCUUUUGGGAAUGAUCACAAAGGAUGUAAAAUAUUUCUGACCUCCAGAAGAGAAGAUAUAUUGUCCCGAGACAUGGGCACCCAAGAAAGUUUUGAGCUUCGAGUUCUAUCAGAAGCAGAGGCGUGGAGUUUAUUUGUGACAGUGGUUGGUGAUGUUACGAAUCAGGACUUGCGCUCUAUAGCAUCUGAAGUAGCAAAAAAAUGUGCAGGUUUGCCCGUCUUAAUUGUUACAGUUGCAGGAGCUUUGAAAAAUCGGGACUUGAACGAAUGGAAUGUUGCUUUGAAAGAGUUAUCUAAGGUUGACAAUGAAGGAAUUCAGUCAAAAGUAUACGCAACUCUGAAGUUGAGCUACAACCAUUUGGCUAAUGAAGAACUGAAGUCUUUUUUCUUGCUUUGUGCUCAAAUUGCUCAGAGUGAUAUUCAAAUCCGGGACUUGCUGUUGUACAGUAUGGGUUUGGAUUUGCUUAGAGGCAAAGAUACAGUGGCGGAUGCAAGAAACAAAGUAUAUAAAUUGGUAAGAGACCUCAAAGCCUCUUGCUUGCUAUUAGACGGUGACAGGAAUGGAUCUCUGAAAAUGCAUGACGUUGUUAGGGAUACUGCUCUCGAUAUUGCAUCUAAAUCUCAACACUCAUUCACAUUCAGAGAUGUAGUUGAAACAAAAGAAUGGCCAAACAGGGAUUUCAGAAGCUGCUCCAGAAUCGCUUUGCCUUCCUGUGAAAUCCAUGAGCUUCCUGAACGGUUGGAGUGCCCAAAAUUAGAGUUACUUGUCCUCGGAAGGGGAUCCAUUCAUUCGAAAGGCCCUGAUUUGAAUAUCUCUGAUAUAUUUUUUGAAGGGAUUACAAAGCUUAAAGUACUGCAUUUCACUGGGAUGUGUUUACGGUCCCUGCCUCCAUCUCUUCGUUACUUAACAAACCUUCUUACCUUGUGUUUAGAUGAAUGUGUAUUGCGGGAUGCAUCUGUGAUAGGUGAACUGAAGAGAUUAGAGGUCCUCAGCUUUCGUAGAUCUAUGAUAGAAGAGCUGCCAAGAGAAAUAGCGCAUUUAACUGGGCUGAAAUUGUUAGAUCUGAGCGACUGUGACAAACUCAAAGUCAUUCCGGCAAAUGUCAUAUCAAGGUUAUCCCUAUUAGAAGAACUGUAUAUGCGGAACAGCUUUGGUCAAUGGGAGCUUCAAGGUCUCAACAGUUCAAACAAUGCAAGCCUUGCUGAAUUGAAAAACCUGUCAAGGUUGACAACGUUGGAAAUAGAUGUUCCAGAUGUCGAGAUGUUACCGAAAGACUUAUUCUCUAAUAAGUUGGAAAGGUAUGAUAUUGUUAUCGGAAAAAAGAGGCAUCGGUAUGAUGAGUAUUUAUCCUCAAGAAGGCUGAGGAUUUGGCUUAAUACAGACAUUCAUCUGGAUCAUGGACUUGCUUUGUUGCUCAAGAAAGCAGAAGUUCUAUAUCUAGAUAAUGUGAAGGGGAUCAAGAGCAUUUUGUAUGACAUGGAUCGGGAAGGGUUUCAGCGAUUAAAGCAUCUUGACAUCGAAAACAGUGAUGACAUUCAAUAUAUUAUUAACUCAACGGUGCAGGUCCCUAGUUUAAAUGUCUUUCCCAUCCUGGAGUCUCUGUCUUUGAAUAAUUUGGUGAGCCUAGAGAAGAUUUGUUAUGGGCGACUCACAACAGGGCCUUUCACCAAAUUAAGAAUAUUAAAAGUCGGAAAAUGCAACAGAUUGAAGAGUCUCUUCUCAUUCUUCAUGGUUAGAAACCUAUCUCAGCUUCAGGAGAUGACAGUAAGCGAUUGCCAGAACAUGGAAGAGAUUGUGAUCGAUCAAAGUGGCGUAGGAGAAGACAAUAUAGAAGUGGCUGAGUUCAGUCAAUUACGUUCCCUGAAACUAAUUGAUCUGCCACUGCUGAAGAGCUUUUGCAUCAAAGUGAAGGAGUCGAUGAGUGAUGAGGUUCAUAAUCCACGGCCACUUUUUGACAAAAUGGUUUCAUUCCCCAACUUGGAGGAACUCUAUGUAAGCUUCAUAGAUAUGAAGUAUUUAUUUACAACUUCAUUUGUCAAAAGCCUUUUACGGCUCAAGAGACUUGGUAUAUAUAAUUGUGGAUUCAUGGAAAGGAUAGUUCUCACAGUCGCAGAAGAAGAGAGACUAGAUAAGAUAAUCUUCUCUCAUUUAGAAAAUUUGACUCUCUGGUAUCUUCCAAAUCUCACAAGUUUUUGCGAUGGGCAUUUCAUUGAAUUUUGCUCUCUGACCGAUCUAUUGAUAGACAAUUGCCCUGUGUUCAAGACUUUCGUCUCAAAUCGUCUAAGUCAAUCUCUUUUUGAUGAAAAGGUUUCAUUCCCCAACUUGGAGAAAUUCUAUGUAGAGUCCACAGGAUGUCAGGAUUUGAAGUAUUUAUUUACAACUUCAUUUGUCAAAAGCCUUUUACGGCUCAAGACACUUCAGAUAUGUAAAUGUGAGUUCAUGGAAAGGAUAGUUCUCACAGAAGAAUUCGCAGAAGAAGAGAGACUGAAUAAGAUAAUCUUCUCUGAUUUAGAAAAUUUGAUUCUCUCGAAUCUUCCAAAUCUCACAAAUUUUUGUGAUGGGCAUUUAAUUGAAUUUUGCUCUCUGACCAAUCUACGGAUAGACGAUUGCCCUGUGUUCAAGACUUUCAUCUCAAAUCGUCUAAGUCAAUCUCUUUUUGAUGAAAAGGUUUCAUUCCCCAACUUGGAGAAAUUCUAUGUAGAGUCCACAGGAUGUCAGGAUUUGAAGUAUUUAUUUACAACUUCAUUUGUCAAAAGCCUUUUACGGCUCAAGACACUUCAGAUAUGUAAAUGUGAGUUCAUGGAAAGAAUAGUUAUCACAGAAGAAUUUGCAAAAGAAGAGAGACUGAAUAAGAUAAUCUUCUCUGAUUUAGAAAAUUUGACUCUCUCGAAUCUUCCAAAUCUCACAAAUUUUUGUGAUGGGCAUUUAAUUGAAUUUUGCUCUCUGACCAAUCUAUGGAUAUACAAUUGCCCUGUGUUCAAGACUUUCGUCUCAAAUCGUCUAAGUGGAUCUCUUUUUGAUGAAAAGGUUUCAUUCCCCAACUUGAAGAAACUCUAUGUACGCUCCAUAGAUAUGAAGUAUUUAUUUACAACUUCAUUUGUCAAAAGCCUUUUACGGCUCAAGACACUUCAGAUAUGUAAAUGUGAGUUCAUGGAAAGGAUAGUUCUCACAGAAGAAUUCGCAGAAGAAGAGAGACUGAAUAAGAUAAUCUUCUCUGAUUUAGAAAAUUUGAUUCUCUCGAAUCUUCCAAAUCUCACAAAUUUUUGUGAUGGGCAUUUAAUUGAAUUUUGCUCUCUGACCAAUCUAUGGAUAUACAAUUGCCCUGUGUUCAAGACUUUCGUCUCAAAUCGUCUAAGUGGAUCUCUUUUUGAUGAAAAGGUUGCAUUUUCGAGCUUGGAGCAUCUGACAAUAAUUAGCAUGAGUAACUUGGAAAGGAUAUGGCACAACCAACUCGCUGGAGGUUCCUUUUGCAUGCUAAAAUCAAUGACAGUAGGAGAUUGUAAAAACUUGCACACACUUUUUCCAUCAAAUGACUUAAGAAGAUUCCAGAAAUUGGAGAAGUUAAAUUUAACGAAUUGUGAUUCACUAGAAGAGAUAUAUCAACUCCUAGAAUUCAAUGCUGAAGAAGAAAGUUUUGCAAUAGAUUUGAAUUUAAGGUCUAUGGAAAUUCGUGAUCUGAAAAAUUUGAAAAAUCUCUUUCCUGCUUCCGUAGCACAAAACCUUUUACUACUUGAAAAGCUUAGUGUAGACUCUUGUGGGGUGGAGACGAUUGUUGCAAAGGCAGAAGGUGCAAAAGCAGCCCCUUCUUUUGUGUUCCCAAAACUGCUCUCCUUGAAUCUCACAAAUCUACAAGAUAUCAGGAGAUUUUAUCUAGGAAUACAUAGCUUGGAAUUUCCAAGGUUAAAAGAUUUGAAGGUGCAUGAUUGUGGAGAUGGAAUGGAGUUUUGUUCAGAAUUGUUUAGUUUGCAGGGAAAACAUGGAGAGGAAUAUCAUCACAUCACUAUCCAACAACCAUUACACUUGGAGAAAAAGGUUUUCCCCAAUUUGGAGGAGUUGUCAUUAGAUGGUCAGAUGUUUGAGAUGAUCAGAUGGUCAGAUGGUCAGUCUUUUUGGAUUCCUUCAAAGAUUACCCAAUCUGGAAAAAAUGUCCAGGAUGAUGAGGAAAAUUGAAGCCAUCUUUCAUUUUUGCAAAUCUGGAACAAAGAGGCAGAUUUUCAAUGAAAUUAAGUGUUGCAAGCUGUUGAUAGAAAUUGUAGCAGAUGAAGAACAUGGAACAGCAGAAGAGAUUGAAUUCAACAAAUUGAAAACUUUGGAACUCAUUCAUUUAGCAAGCCUCAUAAGCUGUUGCUGUAACUGUAAAAGUGAAACUUUCUAAAUUCUCAUCUUUGUUAGAAGUAAAUGUAAAAGCAUUAAGCAUACCAAAGCUUCAACAUGUACAACUGACAUUUUUGGAAUUGGCUUUGGAAGGGAAAUAGUUGUAUAUGGAAAUGGUAUGUAUGUAUCCACUAAAAUUUUUCUUACAAUGUCAGUUUGAGUAAUUUUAUUUCUUCUUUAACUAAUGCAGCAUUAUGGCUUUUUCAGGAUGGAUUUAAAUAGCAUCGAGAAAGUGAAACUUUCUAAAUGUCCUCAAGGGGAAAAUGGCAUAGUCACUUUCUAUUGAAGAAAUUACUAAAACCAUAUUUCAUUUGGCUGAUGUUCUUGGGAUUUUUCUGAGUGGUUUUCAUUGUUUUUCACUUUGUAGUAGAUAUGGUUUUCAUCUGAGCUUUUAUUUCUUCUUCUUCUUCUUCUUUUUAUGUUGUUGAAGUUCACAUCUUGGAUAGAAGACAAUUCAACCAAUAUAUCUACUGUGUAAGGGUA
Hevea brasiliensis (rubber tree) is the source of this 6012-nucleotide messenger RNA. Its product is annotated as probable disease resistance protein At4g27220. The transcript has 8 exons. The coding region runs from base 331 to 5325 and encodes 1664 amino acids. Gene Ontology annotation, molecular function: ADP binding. The record is from RefSeq and is a predicted model, not a curated record. NCBI's taxonomy places the organism in Eukaryota, Viridiplantae, Streptophyta, Magnoliopsida, Malpighiales, Euphorbiaceae.